Messenger RNA from Enhydra lutris kenyoni (northern sea otter), 3566 nucleotides. RefSeq names its product cilia and flagella associated protein 58. The transcript has 20 exons. Gene Ontology annotation, cellular component: cytoskeleton. Bases 335 to 2953 code for a protein of 872 amino acids. Lineage: Eukaryota; Metazoa; Chordata; Mammalia; Carnivora; Mustelidae. The record is from RefSeq and is a predicted model, not a curated record.
AGUUACUCAUUUCCUGGAUGUCACAGAAACUUUUUCCUCCUUAUAAGAACAAAACACCCGCCUCUACUCCUGGCUGCGGAAGCUUCUUAAGGAGGACCAGAAUGAAGUAACUCACCAGAUGGAACGAGAAGCCAACGCUUCGUCGCCUUUCUCCCGGAGUAAGCCGGCACAAAGGAGCCUGGCCACCGCCCGCUGCCGUCUGUAGAGGGCGCUGUGGCGUCCGGCGUGUGUUUACGUCUGGGGAGUUAGACCCUGUCGGUGAAGUUAGGUGCUUAUCUGCAGCUAUGAGAAGGGAGUUGUCAAUUUUCGUUGAGAACCUACUGUGCAUCUGGGCAUGUGGGAAAAGAGUGAAAAGCUAGCGCUGGAAGAAACUGCAUAUGAAGAAAUCGAAAGGGAUUUUCAGGAUGUUCUCAGUGAACUUUCAGGGGACAAAAGUCUGGAUAAAUUUCGAAUCGAAUAUGAGAAGCUUCAUGCUGUCAUGAAAAAGUCUUAUGACAAUGAAAAGCGUCUCAUGGCCAAAUGCAGAGAGCUAAAUGCAGAGAUUGUGGUUAAUUCCGCGAAGGUCGCCACUGCCCUGAAGCUCUCCCAGGAUGAUCAGACCACCAUUGCGUCCCUGAAGAAGGAAAUUGAAAAGGCCUGGAAGAUGGUGGACUCGGCCUAUGACAAAGAGCAGAAGGCAAAGGACACGAUCCUUGCCCUGAAAGAGGAAAUAGUGAACCUCACCAAACUAGUGGAGCAGGGGUCUGGACUGUCCAUGGACCAGGAUAGCAAUAUCCGAGAUUUACUGAAGUUCAAAGAAGAAGUGACCAAGGAGCGAGACCAGCUCUUGUCAGAAGUGGUGAAAUUACGAGAGUCCUUAGCUCAGACCACUGAACUGCAACAGGAAACAGAGCGAAGCAGAGAAGAGGCGGAGCAGACCAUCAGUCAGUUCCAGCAAGAAAUCCAGCAACGUCAGAACGAAGCUUCACGGGAGUCUCGGAAGAAGGAAAAACUAGAGAAGGAGCUCAGGCAGGUCCAGAUGGACAUGGACACCAGGCAGACAGAAAUCAAGGCCCUCCAGCAGUACGUGCAGAAGAGCAAGGAGGAGCUUCAGAAGCUGGAGCAGCAGCUGAAGGAGCAGAAGAUAUUGAACGAAAGAGCUGCAAAGGAACUGGAGCAGUUUCAGAUGAGAAAUUCUAAACUUCAGCAAGAGAAUGAACAACACAGUUUGGUUUGCGAGCAGCUAUCCCAGGAAAACCAACAGAAGUCUUUGGAGCUCAAAGCCAAAGAGGAGGAAGUCCAUCAGAUGCGGCUUGACAUUGGGAAGCUCAACAAAAUCAGAGAACAAAUCCAUAAGAAACUGCACCAGAUUGAAGAUCAAAAGUUAGAAGUGGAACAGAACAGGGAAACUUUAAAAAAUCAGAUCUUGGGAUUAGAGAGAGAGGUGGAGGCUUCAAAGAAACAAGCAGAACUGGAUAAGAAAGCGAUGGAUGAGCUUCUGAGGGAAAGGGACAUAUUAAAUAAGAAUAUGCUUAAGGUGGUCAGUGCAACCCAGAAGCAGAUAGACCUGGUAAAGCUCCAUGAACAAGCCAAGAGGAACCUGGAGGAAGAAAUCCAGAACUACAAAGAUGAGGCUCAGAAGCAGAGAAAGAUCAUCUUUCAGCUGGAAAAGGAGCGAGAUCGGUACAUCAAUGAAGCCAGUGACCUUACCCAAAAGGUCCUCAUGAACAUGGAAGACAUAAAAAUCCGUGAAAUGCAGAUUUUUGACUACAGGAAAAAAAUCGCUGAAUCAGAGACUAAGUUAAAACAACAACAGAACCUGUAUGAAGCCGUGAGGUCAGACAGGAAUCUGUAUAGCAAAAAUCUGGUUGAGGCUCAGGAUGAAAUAACAGAAAUGAAGAGAAAAUUGAAGAUUAUGACCCAUCAGGUAGAUCAGCUGAAAGAAGAAAUCUCAGCCAAAGAGUCAGCCCUUGUGAAGCUGCACCUGGAACAGCAGCGGAUAGAAAAGGAGAAGGAAACUCUGAAGGCCGAGCUGCAGAAGCUAAGACAACAAGCUCUGGAGACCAAACACUUCAUUGAAAAGCAGGAAGCAGAAGAGAGAAAACUCCUGCGAAUCAUCGCUGAGGCUGAUGGGGAGAGGCUGAGACAGAAGAAGGAAUUAGACCAGGUCAUCAGCGAGAGAGAUAUCCUCGGGUCUCAGCUUGUCCGGCGCAAUGAUGAGUUGGCUUUGCUCUAUGAGAAGAUCAAGAUCCAACAGUCUGUGCUGAAUAAAGGCGAGAGCCAGUACAACCAGAGGGUGGAGGACAUGAGAAUUCUCAAACUUGAGAUUAAGAAACUUCGCAGAGAAAAGGGGAUUCUUGCCAGGAGUGUGGCUAAUGUCGAUGAACUCAGGCAGGAGCUUUUCCACAUGCAAAGAGAAUUCUUGAAGGAGAGGACACGAUGUCGAGCCCUGGAGGAGGAACUGGAGAACCCCAUGAACGUGCACAGAUGGAGAAAGCUUGAGGCCAGUGACCCCAGUACCUUUGAGCUGAUACAGAAGAUCCACACCCUGCAGAAACGUCUCAUCAGCAAGACGGAAGAGGUGGUUGAGAAAGAGCUUCUCCUGCAGGAAAAGGAGAAACUGUAUGUGGAGCUGAAGCACAUCCUGGCUCGACAGCCUGGUCCCGAGGCCGCCGAGCAACUACAGAUCUAUCGCCACACGCUGCGGGAGAAGACAAAGCAGCUGAAAGUUUUGUCUUCAGAGCUGAAUAUGUAUGAAUCACAGAGCCAAGAAUAUAAAUACGAGAUCGAGAAACUUACCAAUGAACUGAUGAACUUGAAGAAGAAAUACCUAGCACAGAAACGUAAAGAAUACAUUCAGAAAAAUAAGGACAGAGUACCCACGGAUAACACCUUCUCAAUGGCCAAGCCAACUGGCCCUCGUUUUACUGGGGGUGGAUUUCCCCUCAACAGACCAUCCCAAGUGAAGUCCUAGCCCGGAGCUCCUGGCUGGGUGCAUUUGAACAGCUCAUGACAUUCACUUUGGAACAUUUUGGAGGAAUCUCUUUCAAAUCCCUUGGAUCCCAAAUAUUUAGAGAAAUCAGUGCUCAAAUUCCAGGAUAAAAAGAAAUGCAAAACUAUCAUCGUCAUGUCCAUAUUAGAGUGAUGACAUUCUACUUGGUCCUCAUGGCUAUUAACAGACUGUAAUUAUAUCAUUCAGUUAAGCUGACGCAUUGCAAAAAGCCAAUCUUUUGUGACUACCACACCGAUUGAUUUGAAAGGCACCACGUUGCCAAGCACUCGGUAGAGAUGAAAUUUUGGAUCUGAAUUUCUCUAUUAUAAACUUUGGUGUAUAUGCUUUACAUUUAAAAAUAUUUUAAAAAUGCAGUGUGUUUCUUAUUAAUAAGAAUCUAUCUUAAUUAUUCCUCAUUACCAAGUCAUGGCAUGAGGUGAGAAAAAAAAAAGGACAAACUCUCAAAUAUUUAAAACGUGUUUUGAGAAUGAUUUCUAUGUGGAAUUUCUUUUCAGGCCUGGGGUAUGAAUCUAUUCCAAAGAGACAUACUAAUAAAUACUUCAUCAUAAAAAAUAAAAAAGAACCUUUGUAGAGA